CGUAGAUACAUACAUACGGCGGCUCAGGCGGAGCAACGGAACGGAUUGUGUGCGCUUUCACCUUUGUCGUCCGCUGAAUGGAAGCGAUGCUGUGCAAUGCUGUGACACUGUGGUCGAUUACGCUCUAUCGCACGGAAUCUUCGCUCUGAUGAAUCUUCAAUUUUAAAACAGAAAUCAGUCUUGUCAGACAAAUAUGGAUACAUAUAUCUGUUCUAUAUGGUAUUGACUUUACAUAAAACUUAAAAAAGAUAUUGUACCUAGAUAUGUUACAAGAAGAUGGAAUUCUGAUUUAUACUUGCAAGACAAGGAAAAGAAAAUUUCAAAAUAAGGCAUUUUGUAUAAAAGUCAACGCGAGAAAAAAGUGCGUAGUGAAUUUAAUUAAGGACAAUACAAAGAGUAAGAGUGAAAGAGAAUAAGAACGAAAAUAGUAAAUGCAGUGGCUGAGGAAGCGAUGGAUCCACCGAUAUUUGUUGCAUAUACUCCUCAAACAAAUGGAGUUCCAUUGGAAUCCAAGCUUGCUACCUACAUGAAUCGUCCAAGUCCUGGCGUAACAUUGAGCACAAACUCAGUGACUAAGCACUUGUCCAGUCUUUCUUUGGAUUCGCAAAAGAAGGUAACUGCUAGUCCUGAAUUUGUGCCAGGAAGAGGCCUUACAGGCAGCAAUAGCAGCUCGCCGAAUCUCUUCAAUAACUCCUACACCCAUUCACAGGAGAAUGUAGGUGGCACUACAUAUUUUUAUUUUGGAAAUGCAACCAGCGAUGCUGUUGUAGCAGAAGAUGGCACUGAAGCUAUUGGACACGUAGCAGGAGCGCAGAUUGGCUAUGUUUAUCCAGGUACACCUUCGCAUCUACAACCUGUGAAACCCACGAAACCACCUUCAUCUAAUAAUUCUUCUGCUCCCUCUACACCACCUCCUCAAGCUGCUCCCAGCUUUUUUGUCAGCGAAAGCCUACGGCUGGAUAUCCUGCAGAAGAAUGCACUGACAUUGGCACAACCCGAUGUGGUACGAUUUCCUGACUUACCCAAUGAGGUUGACAAUUAUCACGAGUUAUGUCCCUUAGAGCCGAUGCAUAAACCCGCCUCGACAGUUCUUGGGUAUCAAACUUCUACAUACAAGGCCACCAGUAUCAAGACUGGCACGCGAUACUGUUUACGUCGUGUGCACGAUUUCCGACUUGCCAACACAAAGUGUAUGGUAUUGGUCGACAUGUGGAAGCGGCUGUCACAUACAAAUUUAGUUCAGCUAAGAGAAGUCUUUACUACCAAAGCGUUCGGUGAUCAUUCCAUGGUUUUCGUAUACGAUUAUCAUCCCGCUUCGGAGACGUUGCUGAAUAAGCAUUUUGCUUCGACUGAGCUUAAUGGUUACACAGACCCGUUCUCGUCGGAUCCAAAUGCGCCACGGCCUUAUAGUCACACCAAGAACACUAUUCUAAGGCAACAGCAUAGUAGUAUGCUGCCAGAGAGCGUUAUUUGGAGUUAUAUUAUUCAACUCACUGCCGCAUUUCGCGUUAUUCAUGCUGCUGGCUUGGCAUAUAGAUGCUUAGAUCCCACUAAGGUACUACUUACAUCACGGACGCGACUUCGUUUAAGUUGCGUCGCCAUUCCAGACGUGGUUACUUUAGAUGGGAAUGCCACAAAUCCGCUCACUAUCAUCCCGCAUUAUCAGCAAGAAGAUUUAGUAGCUCUCGGCAAGUUAGUCUUAGCGCUGGCAUGUCGGAGUCUUAUCGCCGUCCAUCGCGACAAUAUGUCAGCGUCCAUUGAGCUGAUCACACGUUCCUACUCUAAUGAUCUUCGAAAUCUUAUUCUAUAUUUGCUGUCAAGUCAACCCCGUAAAAGCGUCACGGAUCUCAUGCCAAUGAUUGGUGCGCGAUUUUACACACAGCUGGAUGCGGCUCAAUUACGAUUGGACGUUCUAGAAAACGAACUUGCCAAGGAAUUGGAGAAUGGACGAUUAUUUAAAUUGCUGGUUAAACUGGCAACCAUUAACGAAAGGCCAGAGCUUAAUAUGGAACCCACAUGGGCAGAGACAGGCGAUCGUUACAUGCUCAAAUUGUUUAGGGACUAUGUAUUUCAUCAAGUAACAGCCGAUGGUAGGCCCUGGUUGGAUUUAGCACAUGUCGUAGCUUGUUUAAACAAGCUUGAUUCCGGUUCGCAGGACAAGAUAUGCCUCAUGUCUCGAGAUGAGCAGAGUGUUUUGGUGGUAAGUUACGCGGAGCUACGGCAAUGCCUGGAAACUUCAUUUGGAGAACUGGUACAAUCUACAAAAGAUGCUGUUUAAGAGAGCGUCUUCGAUAGCGCAUACUCCGAACCAUAAAUGUGAUAUCAUCACUUAGCGGUACUAUCAUUUUACUCUUUAUCGGGUUACUGGAGAGAGUGAGAACUGUCGAAUUGCUUGGUGAUAUAAAAAAUAAUGCGCAACUCAAUUUUGUAUACAUGAUUUUGCUCGUCGAAUCAAUUAAAUAUGACCGCAUUAAAUGCGUUGCAUUUAGGAUGUAAGACGUUAAAUUUUCGGGUUUUUAAGUGUUAAGGAUCUAUAGAUCCUUAAAUCUUUUUGGGUUUUUUUUUUGAAUUUUCCAGUUUUGAUCUUGGAAUCUUUAGACUUUUUGGAAUUCUCAUGUAUGAUAGACAUUCUCUUCGAUUGCAGAGAUUUUGCAAUCCUUGGAUUUUUGAGUCUGAAUUCCUAUAUCUAUUGAUUCUUGGAUCUCUCUUUGGAGUUUUGAUCUCUUAAAAGUUUAAAGUGUGAGUUCGAAGGAGGGGAGGGAAGGAUAUCAUGUGAUUUUGCGAAUCAGUUAAGGUUUGGAUUCGCUCUAUAAAGCCCAUUACGGUACUAUAUAUAAAAAAGAAACUGUACACAACAAUGCAGUAAAUUCUUAAGGAAUCUUAAGAGAACACCUAAACACGCUCGGUGUCUAGGAUAGAAAUCUUAGUUUCUAGGAUACAACAUUAAUGGUAAGCAUUAAUUUUGAAAUAAAUGUUUAUUUUUGAAAGCAAUCCUAAAUAA
Messenger RNA from Cataglyphis hispanica, 3001 nucleotides. RefSeq names its product PAN2-PAN3 deadenylation complex subunit PAN3 (gene PAN3). Gene Ontology annotation, cellular component: P-body; PAN complex. NCBI's taxonomy places the organism in Eukaryota, Metazoa, Arthropoda, Insecta, Hymenoptera, Formicidae. Gene Ontology annotation, molecular function: ATP binding; protein kinase activity; poly(A) binding. The transcript has 10 exons. Gene Ontology annotation, biological process: nuclear-transcribed mRNA poly(A) tail shortening; mRNA processing; protein phosphorylation. The record is from RefSeq and is a predicted model, not a curated record. Bases 452 to 2278 code for a protein of 608 amino acids.